ACCUGGUUUUUUACUGUCUCCAUAGUUGAUGGUGUGUUCACUGAUUGGAGUAACUGGACUCCAUGCUCCGCGACUUGCAUGGGAAUUUCAUGGAGGAGUCGCAAGUGUAUUGGUCCUUUUUAUGGUGGACAGAACUGCCUGGGCUCGUUGAAUGAGACAGUACCAUGUAACUCACAGGAUUGUGCUGGUAAGUCAGACAGAACUGCCUGGGCUCGUUGAAUGAGACUGUACCAAGUAACUCACAGGAAUGUGCUGGUAAGUCAGACAGAACUGCCUUGGCUCGUUGAAUGAGACAGUACCACGUAACUCACAGGAAUGUGCUGGUAAGUUAGAAAAAAAAAACACCAUUCAAUAACAAUCCCAGAAAUUAUGCUGGUAUGUCAGACACACUUUCAAUAAACAACACAGAAGGAUUGUCCUAGCAGAUCUGGUUCGUGUUGAUGUACGUAGAGUUUCUUUCAGAUGGGAAAUGUAUGAAAUAAGAACACAAUAUAAGCGUUGAAUUUCAGGAUGAAGACACUGGAACCAUCAUUUCCAAAGAAGCUGCACACUUUCUUCAGUUGAUUGUACACACAAGAUAUGGAGAUGCAGCGGUUGAGUGUUUUUAGCCGUUUAAACAAAAAAUUAAAAUUUUAAAAGGUAUUUGCAUUAAAUGAUCAUCAACAACAACAACAAAAAAAAAUACUAAAUAUAAAUUAACAGAUGCUAAUCUGAGUUUGGCGUGAUCGAUUUCUUUUUUCCAGUUGACGGUGUGUGGGACCCAUGGUCAGAGUGGAUGACCUGUGCCUCGACGUGUGGGAAUGGUGUACAGACCAGGAGCAGAUAUUGUAUUCCUCCUCAUCAUGGCGGCAAAAGCUGUGAGGGCGACGGGGAAGAGAGACGCCCCUGUAAAUCUCAGGAGUGUCCCGGUCAGUCACAUCACUUUAAAACCUAG
Molecule: messenger RNA, 934 nt
Organism: Lymnaea stagnalis (great pond snail)
Lineage: Eukaryota; Metazoa; Mollusca; Gastropoda; Lymnaeidae
Source: the annotation of a GenBank genome assembly